AUGGUUUCAGCCAUUGAUUCAAUUCUUGUGGUGGUCAUCUCAGUCCAUUUGUUCUAUUCACCUUUUACAAAAGUUGAAGAGAGUUUCAAUAUCCAAGCAAUCCAUGAUCAUUUGACUUAUGGGCUUGAUGUUUCGCAAUAUGAUCAUACUGUGUUCCCAGGUGCUGUUCCAAGAACUUUCUUAGGUUCUUUGAUCUUGAGUAUAUUAUUGAAACCGGUUCAAUUGGUGUUGGAAAAGGAGAUUACUGAUUUGGAUUUACAAAUAUUGACUCGUGGUGUCUUGGGGUUAUUAAAUGCUAUGGGUUUAAUUAUAUUAAAAGAUUCCGUAUUAUAUCAAAUUAAACAAAAUGAUAAGAAAUUAAAACAGAAGAACCAUCAUAAUUAUAUUAAUUUUUGGUUUAUUGCUUUGACAAUUUCACAAUUUCAUUUAAUUUAUUAUUCUUCAAGAACUUUACCAAAUUUUAUUGUUUUACCAUUAAUAAAUUUUGCAAUUUCUAAAAUUAUUACAAAUGAUUAUUCAACUGGUAUUUCAAUAUUAUCAUUUGCUACUGUUGUUUUCAGAAUUGAAUUAUUGGCAUUAACAUUAUCCUUAGGUUUCACCUUGUUUGUUUUCAAAAAAGUUAGUUUUGGACAAUUAGUUAAAUCUUCAAUUAUCGGUGGGGUUAUUGGUAUUUUGAUUAGUGGUGGUAUUGAUAGUUUUUUCUGGCAAAGACCAUUAGUACCAGAAUUAGAAAGUUUUAUAUAUAAUGUUAUUGAUGGUAAAAGUGAAAAUUGGGGUGUGGAGCCAAUUUAUACUUAUUUUACAAAAUAUUUAUUAACAAUUUUCUUACCUCCAACAGUUUUAGCAUUACAAGGUUAUGGUAUUAUAAAUGAUCAUACAGGUAAUAAUUCAUUCUCUAUAUUAUCAAUAAGUUCAUUAUUAUAUGUUUCCAUAAUUUCAAUUCAACCACAUAAGGAAUGGAGAUUUAUUGUUUAUAUAAUCCCAGUUCUAACUUUAGUUGGUGCUAAUGGUGCAUCAGAAUUAACCAAAAGAGCUUCAAAAUCAAUUGUUUAUAAAAUUUUGGUCCUUUUAGUGUUUGGAUCUUCAUUAAUUUCAUUUGCUAUAUCAAGUUUUUGGUUAAAAGCUUCAUCAUUAAAUUAUCCAGGCGGUGUUGCAUUACAAGAAUUAAAUGGAAUUAUAUUGAACAAUGCUAAAACUGGGAAACUUUCUAAUCCAAUUAAUGUUCAUUUAGAUGUACCAGCUUGUAUGACUGGUGUUACAUUAUUUGGAGAAAUUAAUGAAACUCCAAAUUUACAAAUAAUUUAUGAUAAAACUGAAGAUUUCCAAGAAUUAUCUACAAAAUGGGAAUCAUUUGAUUAUUUAAUUACUGAUGUUUCAGAUUCAAGUAAUUUAACUAAAAUUAAAGGAUUUAAAUGGUUUAAAUUAGAUUCUAUUAAGGGGUUUGCUGGUAUAAAUACUUCAUUAAUUAAAUCAAUAACUCCAGAAUUUUUAUUAGAUUUAAUUAAGGUGACAAUUAAAUCUAGGAAUUUAAAUCCAAUUAUGAAUUUAUUUAAUUUAUUAUUUGUUCAACAAGAUUAUCUUUAUAUUUAUACUAAAGUUGAAUUAAAUUCUAAAGAACAUGAAAAAAUUGUUCAAUUAUUGAAAAAUAUUUGA
Molecule: messenger RNA, 1653 nt
Organism: Hansenula ciferrii
Lineage: Eukaryota; Fungi; Ascomycota; Saccharomycetes; Phaffomycetales; Wickerhamomycetaceae
Gene: ALG12
Product: dolichyl-P-Man:Man(7)GlcNAc(2)-PP-dolichol alpha-1,6-mannosyltransferase
Exons: 1
Coding region: 1-1653 (550 amino acids)
Biological process (GO): protein N-linked glycosylation
Cellular component (GO): endoplasmic reticulum membrane
Molecular function (GO): alpha-1,6-mannosyltransferase activity
Source: RefSeq, a predicted model, not a curated record